AUGUGUCCCAUCUCUGUUUCUCCCACCUGUGUCUCCCCACCCGUGUCUCCCUCACCUGCAUCCCCACCUGUGUGUCCCAUCUGUGUCUCCCCACCUGUGUCUCCCCAUCUGCGUCCUCACCUGUAUCUCCCACCCCAUGUCCCCACCCAUGUCCCCACCUGCAUCCCCACCUGCAUCCCCACCCAGUCUCCCCAAUCUGCGUCCUCCCAAUCUGCAUCCCCACCCAUCCCCCACCUGCGUCCCAUCUGUCUCCCCAACUGCAUCCCCACCACCAGUGUCCCCAUCUGUGUCCCAACCCAUGUGUCCCAUCUGUUCUCCCAACCUGCAUCUCCCCACCUGCGUCCCCCAUCUGUGUCCUCCACCUGCAUCCCCACCUGUGUCCCCAACCCGUGUCCCCCAAUCUGCAUCUCCCAUCCGUCUCCCACCAUGUCUCCACCUGGGGUCUCCCACACCGUCUCGUGUCCCCCCACCCGUGUCUCCCCACCUGUGUCCCCAACCUGUGUCCCCACCCUGUCCCCCAUCCAGUCUCCCAACCUGUGUCCCCAACCUGCAUCCCCAACCCACAUCCUCCUCCUGUGUCCCACCUGCAUCCCCACCCGUGUCCCCAACCUGUGUCCCCAUCCGUGUCCCACCCGUGUCUCCCCAAUCUGCAUCCCCCAAUCUGCAUCCUCCUGUCCCAUCUGCAUCCCCAAUCUGCAUCUCCCCAACCUGCAUCCUCCCCAAUCUGUGUCUCUAACCUGCGUCUCACCUGUGUCUCCCCAAUCUGUGUCUCCCAUCCAGUCUCACCUGUGUCUCUAA
This is a messenger RNA of Homarus americanus (American lobster), 798 nucleotides long. Its product is annotated as proline-rich extensin-like protein EPR1. Bases 1 to 798 code for a protein of 265 amino acids. Lineage: Eukaryota; Metazoa; Arthropoda; Malacostraca; Decapoda; Nephropidae. The transcript has a single exon. The record is from RefSeq and is a predicted model, not a curated record.